Messenger RNA from Penicillium chermesinum, 729 nucleotides. Its product is annotated as putative haloacid dehalogenase-like hydrolase. Bases 1 to 729 code for a protein of 242 amino acids. The record is from RefSeq and is a predicted model, not a curated record. Lineage: Eukaryota; Fungi; Ascomycota; Eurotiomycetes; Eurotiales; Aspergillaceae. The transcript has 5 exons.
AUGACAACCCCGCGAGCUGCCAGUGCUGUACAGUCGCUCUUCUCAAUGGCUUCCUCUCGCCCGCGCCGGUUUGCCCCGCUUGAUCCCGGCCAGCAGUCAGAUGCACCGCUCUUGAAGGGCAUCGUAUUUGAUGUAGAUGGGACCCUAUGCUUACCGCAACAUCAUAUGUUCAAGGAGAUGAGGGAUGCCCUCGGAAUCGAUAGCAAGACUGACAUCUUGCAUCAUAUACGGAGUCUCCCCAGCGAUACAGAGCGCGCCGUGGCCACGGAAAAGGUGCGGGCUGUAGAGCGCCGCGCCAUGGUCGAGCAGGAGCCGCAGCCCGGAUUGACACGGCUGAUGGACUACUUGCAAUCACGGGGCCUGCGGAGGGCUCUCUGCACGCGAAAUUUCGAAGCACCGGUGCAAUAUCUCAUCCAGAAUCAUUUGCCAACACAUGUCUUCCUCCCUAUAAUUACACGAGAUACUCCCAACGUGAUUCCCAAGCCGGAUCCAGCGGGCAUUCUGCAUAUCGCGCAGGAAUGGGGUCUGACGAAUCGUGCUGAAAAUCUCAUUAUGGUCGGUGAUAGCAUUGAUGACAUGACGUCUGGGCAUGCUGCUGGCGCGGCGACUGUGCUUCUUCUCAACGAACGCAAUAUGCAUCUCAAAGAGCACGCCCAUACUGAUGUAUGUAUCAGCCGACUUGACGAACUAAUCGAUAUCCUCGAGCGGGGAUUUGUUGCCCAGAAAUGA